Colletotrichum truncatum is the source of this 1887-nucleotide messenger RNA. RefSeq names its product LCCL domain containing protein. The record is from RefSeq and is a predicted model, not a curated record. Lineage: Eukaryota; Fungi; Ascomycota; Sordariomycetes; Glomerellales; Glomerellaceae.
AUGGGCAUCGCCGGCGAUGGAGGCCGACAAGGGCCUCGACACCCUGUUCCCUUCACAGACGACCCGGGAACCGACGCGUUGCCGCCACGGCGUGGGAGUGUAGAUGAGGAGGCCCAGCUCCUGGCCGCCGAGGAAUUCGAACUAGAGCCCCGGAACAGCAGCGGUUCUAGUAGUAACUCGUCCAUCCUGGAGCAGAAGUUCCCGGCGACAAAAAAACGACACUGUCUCGCUGGGCCUCAACCGCCGAGGACGCACACGAUCCGCCCCGUUUUGCCCUGGGUUCAGGAGGCUCCCCCGAGACUCCUCGACAGGCUUGCUCCGACGCCGCGCCGAAAGGCCUGCGUUGUCGCCGUGUUCCUGGCGCUCUGGGUCAUCGCCUUCUCGAUCCCGCUGGCGUCGUCCCGCGCCAUCAAGGACAGUUCCGGCAAGGAUGUGUUGAGUCUCGACUGCGGCGACACUCUGUGGCAGUUCAAGAAUGAGUGCGGGCUGGACGGCGCCGAUUGUCGCCCUUUUACCAACUCUUCAUUCUCAUUCAAGUGUCCGGCGAACUGCAUGGCUCACAAGCUCCUGAACCCGCAUGCUGUCGGACCCAAGGAGAUUGUGUACAAGCAGCUGGUCGUCGGCGACGGGAUUUACCGGGGCGAUUCCAUGAUCUGCGCGGCUGCGAUUCACGCCGGGAUCGUGAGCGAUUUGAGCGGAGGAUGCGGGCGCGUCCAUCGGAUCGGGCAGCAUGAGAGGUUCAACAGCUCGAUGAAGAAUGGCGUCGAGACCGUCUCAUUCGAUUCCUACUUCCCGCUAUCCUUCAACUUGUCGGCGGACUCGUCUCUUCAGUGCGGCAAGCGGGAUCCCCGACAGGUUUUACUCCCCACGUCGCUAUUCUUCAGUACGAUUUUCUCGAUCUUCACGACAUCCCCUGCCUGGCAGUUUUUCGUCAGUUUCCUCGGCAUCUUCGCCCAUGUCAGCUUCGGCUCGGACCCCCCCACGGCAUCCCGGCAUGUGGCAUCCGUGCUCCCGGACCGGAUCUCCAUGUUCACGGGGCGUCUUCUCCCGGCGGCUUUCUGUGCGGUCGUCAUGUACUGGACAUGCGUGAAACGGACGCUCACAGGGCUCAAGGCCCAGUUUGAGAAGACCGCUCUGUGGUUAGGAGGCUUCUGGUUCGGGGCGCUGUCGAACUACACCUUUUCCUGGAUGCCGAUCCAGCGUCUUACCGCUCACGACAUUGAGCACCAACCCGGCGCCAAACCGGCACUGGCACUCAUUCUCACGAUCCUCACCUUUGUCAUGGCGAAGCAGGUCUACUACUUUUGGCUGGAGGGCAGACUCCCCCGCUUCAUUGCGCUCUACACGCUGUUCCUUGUCGGCAUCAUCAUCGGGUUGUCGAUACCCGGCGUCGACCUCCGCAUCCACCACUACAUCAUGACGUUCCUCCUCAUCCCCGGCACCAGCAUGCAGACGAGGUCGUCGUUAUUCUAUCAAGGGAUGGUAUUAGGUCUCUUCGCCAACGGCAUCGCCCGCUGGGGCUUCGACUCCAUCCUGCAGACCCCAGACGCCCUGCGCGAAGACGGCCCUUACAACUCGCUGUUGCCGCAGCUCGCGGAGCCCGUCAUUUCCAAGAUGUCAUUCGAGCCCAGCAUCAGCUUCAGCUGGAUUCUACCGCCCAACGCCGCCGAGUUCGACGCCAUCAGCGCAUUGGUCAACGACGUGGAGCGUUACCGGUAUUACUUUGCGGAUGGAGAUGCGCAGAACCAGUUCAUCUGGAUGAGAAAGGCUAAGAUGGCGCUUCCCGAGUAUUUUAGAUUUGCAUACAUGAAAGACGGCAUCACAUUAGAUUAUACACCGGCUGGUACGUGGCUCGCCAACGGCACAUGGCUUAUGCCGCCACAGUAG